AUGACCGAUGUUGCUGAGAUCAAAGGUCAUCGGAGAACGUAUGUUGGUGCUAUGCCGGGAAAGAUGAUACAGUGUUUGAAGAAGGUCCAUACGGAAAAUCCCCUUGUGUUGAUUGACGAGGUAGAUAAGAUUGGCAGCGCUGGCUAUCAUGGUGAUCCCGCAAGCGCACUUCUUGAACUACUUGAUCCUGAACAGAAUGCUAACUUCAACGACCAUUUUCUCGACGUUCCCGUUGAUCUCUCUAGGGUAUUAUUUUUGUGCACUGCCAACACUGUAGACACGAUACCAGGACCACUCAAAGAUCGUAUGGAGUUGAUAGAUGUUAGUGGUUAUCUUGCCGAAGAAAAAAUCGAAAUUGCUCAACGAUACUUGAUCCCUCAGGCGCGCAAAGAAACGUCACUCACGGAAGAACAGUUGAUUGUCGAGAAUGAUGCUGUCGAAAGUAUAAUCAAACACUACUGCCGCGAAUCAGGAGUGCGAAAUCUCCAGAAGCAUAUAGACAAAAUUUUCCGCAAAGCUGCUUUGCAAAUCGCUGAUCAUCCGAAAGAGUCUAAGUCAGAAACCAUUGUCGUCAACAGCGAAAAUUUGGAAAAGUAUGUGGGAAGGCCAAAAUUCACCACUGAUCGAAUGUAUGAGACGACUCCACCUGGGGUGGUUAUGGGACUGGCAUGGACGUCCAUGGGAGGUUCUGCAUUGUAUAUCGAGACUGUUUUGAAAAGGCCCGUUGAUUAUGCUUCCGAUAAGGACGGGAGCUUGGAAACCACCGGCAAUCUGGGAGACGUGAUGAAGGUGCUCUUUUUGUUGACUGUACUUCACUCUAUUUAA
Molecule: messenger RNA, 825 nt
Organism: Cylicostephanus goldi
Lineage: Eukaryota; Metazoa; Nematoda; Chromadorea; Rhabditida; Strongylidae
Source: the annotation of a GenBank genome assembly